Messenger RNA from Cricetulus griseus (Chinese hamster), 5509 nucleotides. Lineage: Eukaryota; Metazoa; Chordata; Mammalia; Rodentia; Cricetidae. The record is from RefSeq and is a predicted model, not a curated record.
UCGGAAGCAGUUUGCAUUUGUGGUACUUUGAGUGUUUUCCUAGAAAAAUGAAAAAGCAGGAUCAAAGGUGUGAACGUACCGUACCCCUCGUGGAAGAGACUAAAAGAUAAAAUUGUAUUUACAGGCUAGCACAGCCAUAGACAACACAGGGUCCUGGAAAGGAGGGCAGUGGUAGACUAUGACUCUGGCUUCGCUUCAAGAAUGAAUUUGUGACAUUCAAAACCACAGACUAUGCAACACUACUACUAAACCAGGUCAAAUAUGAAUUGGAAUGCAAAACCAGAGAAUGCUGCCCCAAACCCACCAUAUUCUAAAAGCCAGUCGUCUCUUUUGCAGCAGUUUUUAAUGCCUUCCACAACUUCUCAAAGUUCUUUCAGCUGUCUCCCACAUAACCAAGAAGCAUGCAUAUAUCCCACUAAUUCAAAUUCAGUUUCACAGCCACUUCUGAACGUCAGGAGUUUCAUAAAUCCUCCGAUCUCUGUUUCUAAUGUGCAUAAUAGGACAGUUGUGGCCUCACAGACCUCAGUAGAAAGAGUCACAUAUACAAAUGUUAAAGGAGCCCAACAACCAAACCACAAUUUGCAAACAGUGUCUUCUGGAGUUGUGCAAAAUGCCUGGAUGAAUUCAACAAUGAGGAAUUUUAUGCCUUCUCUUACAGAGGCAACCAUAUCUCAUAAACCUGAUGGUGGGCCUAGUAUGCCAUAUAUGCAUGCACCACAGAGUCAUCUUGUCACAUCAGACACCUACUCUGUGCAACUACAGAUGACUCCUUCAAACUCUGUAAGAGGCCCUGUAACUUACCAAGGAAAUUAUCAAGGAAAUCCGGGACUUAACCACUCGAUGGCAGGUGAGCUUGGCUGGGUACAAUGUGCAUCCAGUGAACUUACUUAUCCAGAUUACAGACCACCUCCAAAGCAAUAUCCUUAUUUACCACAAAGCUUUGUGCAAGACACUUCUGUUCAGAAACAAAACUUUGUGUCAUCUACAUCAUUACAAGUUAAAAAUAAUCAGCUUCCACCUUCUACACAGACCUUACCAUCAAAGCGCCCUGUACCUGUGUCGUCAUAUCAGUAUGCUGCAGAAACCAGCAAAAGACUCCCUCCCCCCCCUUACAGCUGUAGAUAUGGAAGCCAACAUGUGCAAAAUUCUCAGUCUGUUUCUAGACACUUGCCUGUGGAAGUUCCUCAGAGUUCAGAAAUGCACUCGUCUGAAAAAAAGAAAGAUGCUUACAAAGUCUUUCAACAGCAGUGGCAGAGCACUAGUAAAAAUGUCAGUACAAUAGGAAAAUUCUGUGAGUUGAAAAUUAAUACAAAACAGUCUUACAAUGACUCUGCUGGCUCUUCUGGGGAUGGUGUUCAUACUCUUGUUCAAAAUAAUCAAGAAGAAAGAAAGUAUUCUUAUAAUCCAAGUACAAAUCAAAUACUAGACACAAAUGUCACAAAAGAAAAGCUGGUGAGGGAUAUUAAAUCACUAGUAGAAAUUAGCAUUCUGAAUUUUCAGCAAAAGAAAUGUCUGCUAAAAGGGACAAUCAGUGCUCCAUGGAAUUGCUAGCAACAUGCCUUUCUCUUUGGAAAAACCAACCUCCAAAAACCACAGAAGAAAAUGUUUCAAAACCUUUAGAAGAAAAACAAUAUAAUGCAUCAAGAACUAGUACAACAGCGGUUGGCCCUUCAAAUCCCAUGAAUGAAGUUCAUGUGAAGAAUUUUUGUUCAGGUGUUAGAAAUUCUCAGAAAAUAACCACCUCGUCACAAACAGUCUUGUCAGUUCUCACACCAGUUUACGAUUCUUCAGAUGUAGCUGUUGGAAAAGGAACAGAGCUUCAGAUUGCUGUGGUUUCACCUUUAAUUCUUUCAGAUGUCAGUACUGUACCUGGGAAAGAGUUAGCUCCUGAAGUCGUAUCUGAAACUGUAUAUCCAGUUGUGAAGGAAGGCAGUGUUUGUAGCUUACAAAACCAGCAGGCAGAAAAUGCAACAGUAACUGCUGGUUUGCCCUUUGAUGUUAUCAGAGCAGUAGCAAGUGCUACUGUAUCAGCUGAGCUAUCACUGCCUGGGCAUAAAGAAAAGCAGCACAAACCAACACAGACUGAUCUAGAUACUGCUGAUGGCAGCCUAGGGAAACACUCUCCCCAGGGUGCUGAAGCUUUGCCUAACCCUAGGGACAGCACCAUUGUGAGUGGGCCUAUAUUACAGAUUGAAAGUAUCUGUUCUCUUGCAGAAGGUGAUGUAUCUUACAAUUCCCAAAUAGCAGAGAUAUUCAACUCUGUACAAAAUGAGCCCCAGAAACCUUCACCUGAUCAGCAAGUAAUUAAUAGUCAACAAGAAGAACAAGUAGAUAAGGUUGCUGAAAAUAAAGACUUAAGUUUUCUGAAAGACAAGUGUAUGCAGUGUACAGAUGUUCCUCAUGAAGUCACUGAACAGCCAGAGCCACUGCAGCCUUUAGAGACAACAUCUGAUGAGUAUGUUGAAGCAAACGGAGAAAUCCUAGAGGAAAGCAGUAAGGAGAAUCCUGGUGAAAAAGAGAUGACUAAGGACAUAUUGUGUUCACCAGCUGCUGUUCAGCAAGAUCCUCAACCUCAGGAAAUUGACACAGCCAGCAGUAAGUCAGGACACAGUUUUUCUACAGUAAAUGAGAUUAAUGAUGAAAAUGAACCUGUCUCAUACCUACAUGACCAGCUGUUAGAACUUCUAAAAGAGUUUCCUUAUGGCAUUGAAACUAUUGCCAGGCCUGAAGUUUAUGUGGGCCAACAAAAGACACAUGAAAUCUUAGAAAAUCAAACUGGUAGUAAAACUGGUAAUGUGUCUGGGGAUAACACAGACCAAAUAAAAAUUACAGUAUUAAACUCAGAACAAAUCAAAGAAUUAUUUCCUGAAGAGGAUCAUGUAGACAAAUUGGCAGAACCCGAGAAUACAAAAAUCAUUGCAGAAGUAAAGAGCCUGUGUGAUUCACAGGUCCCCAGAGAAGAAAGUCACAACCCUGGAAUGUUGGAUCUGGAGAAAGAUAAAAUCCAUUGCUGUGCCUUGGGCUGGCUCUCAAUGGUUUAUGAAGGUGUGCCACAGUGUCAGUGCAGUUCCAUGGAAGAGAAAGAGAAAGACCAGUGUUCUUUGGAAAUCUCUAAUUGCAAACAAGGAGAGCAGGCCUGCAAUAGUGGAAUCACUAUUUUUGAAAUUAAUCCUAUUUCUAAUAACUCAAAAAGUCCUCUGAUCCAAGAAUCUGAGAAAGGCCAUUUUUCUGACAUACAUGGUGAAAAGAUAAAAACAUCUGAAACAAAAAACAGCAGCUCACCAAGGGUAGAACAGGAAUUAACUGGUCAUUUUUCAAUGAAAUGUUACCAGAAAGAUAAAUCUACAACAAAACAGGAUAGCUCACUGAAAACAGAGCAAAAAAUAAAAAAUCUUUCUUCUAAAUGUGACAAACCAAAUCCCUUAAAAAGCAGUAAAAUACCAACCCCUGAAACAUUUAAUGUGGUAACUUCCAACUCUGAUAAAAAUAUGCCAGCAUUUUCUAAACAAGAUUCUCAGGGAAGCCUGCAGAAGAAACACCUAUUCCAAGACUCAGAUCCAGUAAAAGGACAUGUAUGGCUUUUGCCAAAUAAAGAUCCACGCAGGAGGAAUACCUUUUUAGUACAGUCAGUAUCACCAGAAAAGAAAAAGUUAAAAUUCAAAUCGGGUAGCUCCAAACUGAAAUAUUUUGAAAAAAGAAAAAUGGACCAUUUGCUUAUCUCAGAUGUGGAAAUAAAAAAGAAGAAAUACGAAAAACAAGAGCAGAACAAAAAUGCUGGAGGCACACUCAAAUUAUGUAGUACUCUGACUGAACCAAAUGAAAGAGCCUGUGCUAAAGAAAAGAUAGUGACAAAUUCUGAGCCCUCAGACUCAAAGGGAAGCUCCUCUAAGAGUACUAGAGUUAUAACUGUGCAGGAAUAUUUACAGCGGAAAAAAGACAAACAUGUAAUAGGAAAUAAUGCCUCCAAAAACAUCUGUGUAGAAAAUGUGCCAUGUGACUCUGAACCCAUGAAGUCCAGUAAACAUUCUGCAUCACCUAGUUUGGGAAAAUUAAUUGAGGGCCAGGGUGUCAGUGCAGAGACUUUAAAAGAAGUAGAACAUAAUUCCAGCAGCCAUGGCAAAAAUCUCAAGACCCACCGUUCUGAGGAGACUAGGCCAUACAGUGUGUCAAAUAGUAAAGAGAAAUUUUAUAGGACACAUCCAGACAAAUCUUACAUUGAUAAAGCUAAAUUAGAAAGAUUGACCAGUAUGAGUAGUAAGUCCAGCCAGCUCCAGGUAAAGGAAAAAAGGAAACAGUACCUGAAUCGAGUUGCAUUCAAAUGCACAGAACAGGAAAGCAUUUGUCUCACCAAAUUGGACAGUGCAUCCAAGAAGCUUAGUAAAGAGAAAGAAAAGAGUACAGCAUGUGCACCCAUGACAAAAGACUACACACACAAGCCCAUGUUGGAGUUUAAAUUAUGUCCAGAUGUGCUAUUGAAGAAUACAAGCUCCAUUGACAAAGGGGAUGAUCCAAGGCCUGGGCCUGAGAAGGAGCGAGCACCUGUGCAAGUUUCAGGAAUAAAAACUACAAAAGAAGACUGGUUAAAAUGUAUCCCAACAAGGACAAAGAUGCCCGAAUCAAGUGAACAAACAGAUCGGGCUGACUCAAGACUCUCUAAGAGAAGCUUCAGUGCAGAUGAAUUUGAAACUCUACAAAACCCAGUAAAAGACUCAAAUGUCAUGUUCCGGACUUUCAAAAAGAUGUACCUGGAGAAGAGAAGCAGGAGCCUGGGGAGCAGUCCAGUGAAGUAGCUUCGGGAUAGAGUGGUUUUGCUUUUACCACCAGGAAGUCAUCUUUCUUUUCAGGCUCCCUUGCUGGAAAUAACUCAGGACUUUCACAUUUGGAAUUCUCAGCCAAGGAGUUCAGUUACAGCUUAUGUUUCUCAUUGAUACUGUGUGACUGAAAUGUUGGAUUAGCUGCUGGUGAGCAGGCAGAGAAAUAGUUUGUAUUUGUCUGGGAACUACAAAAUGUGUGAUCUUCUGCAUUGUUGAACCAUGUUUACUGUUUUAAGUCUUGCUGACACAGUGGUGCACACCUGUGAUCCUAACAUUUGGCACAUGGAGACAAGAGAAUCAGGAAUUGCUUGUCUUCAGCAGCAUUGAGGCUAGUUUAGGCUACGUGAGACCAUCUCCAAAACAAAACAACAGCAACCAAAAAAAACAUGUAGGUGACUUAACACAAAUCAUACUCCGAAAUGCUGACAUCCUGACAUAAACUGUUCAUCAGCUGAGAUUUGUUUGACUGGAGCUGUAAAUAUAUUUUUGCUUCCUAAGCACAUUAGCAAAACUUAUUUUUCAGAAAAUGCCCACUGUGAAUGUCAAAGUAUAUUCCUAAGUAUUUUGUACUUUAUUGUAUAGGUUUUUUCAGAAGUCUUGUUUUAUACUUUUGUUAAACUGAAUGGAAUUUUUGGAAGAUGUCUUGACAUUACUUUUCAUACUUGAAAUAAACAUUUAUUUUUUAAAGAACUACA